Molecule: messenger RNA, 2755 nt
Organism: Nycticebus coucang (slow loris)
Lineage: Eukaryota; Metazoa; Chordata; Mammalia; Primates; Lorisidae
Gene: KRI1
Product: KRI1 homolog
Exons: 18
Coding region: 1004-2755 (583 amino acids)
Biological process (GO): endonucleolytic cleavage in ITS1 to separate SSU-rRNA from 5.8S rRNA and LSU-rRNA from tricistronic rRNA transcript (SSU-rRNA, 5.8S rRNA, LSU-rRNA)
Cellular component (GO): 90S preribosome; nucleolus
Source: RefSeq, a predicted model, not a curated record
CGUCGCCGCUGCGGGUGAACUCGGCGUUCGCCGCGCGGUACAGCCGCUACCGCGAGCGCGAGGAACUGCAGCAGUUGAAGGAUCGCUACGGGGACCGGGACAGCGGUGGAGACUCCAGCUCUGAGUCUGACUCCAGUGACGACCGUGUGGUGCGCUUUCCAGACCCCGUGCCCUUCUUGAAUGUACCGAGGUGUCCAAGCCUCACAAACCCCGACCCCGACGUACAAGGAGCGGCUAACCGGGAUCCGGCGCCUUCCUUGGCAGAGUCCAAGCCCCGCCCCCAUCUCUUGGGGACUGACAUCACCCUCUGCCUCCUUAGGGAUGUCCUAAACACUCUGUUCCCUCCCCUGCCACGGAUUCACCCGCCCACCCUGAUGUAUUGGAAGACACCUCAGUACCCCAGGAGUCUCGGUUCUUCCCCACUUCACUCCUAAAAAUCUAACCAUGUUUCAUUAUAUUGCUCCUUGAGCCACGAGAGGUGCCUAACUUUUGCCCACGUCGGCCCUUAGGUUCUGCCCAGCCCUACUGUGCAGUCCCGCCCACCUGCCCAUGACAGUCCCUUGUCUUCUCAGGGAAGUGCACUCUCUUGCCCCCUUCUUUCCUCUGCCCAUACCUGUGGCCCGCCUCUACCUACCCACAAACGGGCAGACCAUCCUCCUACCUGCCUUUCUGCAGAGGGAUUCCUGAUUACUGCACCCUCUCAGCCCACCUGCCUGAGUCACCAGUGCCCACCAGGGCUCUUACUGCCUUGCUUCUGAAAUCUGUCCCCACCCCUUUUCCUGCUCUAGGAAUUUGACCCCCAGGAGGAGCAUGACUUUUACAGGACACUCUCCUUGUUGAAGAAGAAGGACCCCCGUAUUUAUCAGGAAGAUGCCACCUUUUAUCAGAGACCAGCGAGGGGGCUUGUGCAUAAUGGCAAGUGUCUCCUGGUGGCCUUACAGCGUCAUCUUCAGAGAGCCAGGAAGAGCCAGAAGCCUCAGAGAAACAGAAGAAAGUUCGGCCCAUGUACUUGAAGGACUACAAGAGGAAGGUUAUUCUGGAGAAAGAAGGCAAAUACAUUGAUGAGGACAAUUCAGAUGGGGAAGCUUCUGAUCAGAGAUUGCAGGAAACCUCAUCACAAAGUUACGUGGAAGAACAGAAACAGCUCAAGGAAAGCUUCCGGGCAUUUGUGGAGGACAGUGAGGAUGAGGAUAGUGCUGGGGAAGGUAGCUCUGUGUUGCUUCAGAAACAUGCUAAAAAUAGUGAAGAGAAGGCCCAGGAAGAGGCCGACUAUAUCAAGUGGCUGAAGGGACAGAAAGGGAUUCAGAACCCUAAAUCCUUGAAGGAACUGACCCAUCUUAAGGAAUAUUGGAAUGACCCAGAGCUGGAGGAAGGGGAGCAAUUCCUGAGGGAUUAUAUCCUCAACAAACGCUAUGAGGAGGAGGGAGAUGAGAAUGAAAAAGAAGAGGAAGAGAAGGAGGAGAAAGGAGUCACUGGACCCCCAGUCCAGCUAUCUGUGGAUGAUUCCUCUGAUGAAGGGGAGCUGUUUCUGAAAAAGCAGGAAGACUUUGAGCACAAGUACAACUUCCGCUUCCAAGAGCCUGACUCAGCCUCGGUCAAGACCUACCCACGUAGCAUCACAUCCUCUGUUCGGCGCAAGGAUGAACGCAGGAAGGAGAAGAGGGAAGAGACUCAGGAGCGGAAGAGGAGGGAGAAAGCAAAGAAGCAAGAGGAGCUCAAACAACUGAAGAACCUGAAGAGGAAGGAGAUUCUAGCCAAGUUGGAGAAACUGCGCAAGGUCACAGGCAACUCAACACUGGGCUUUGAGGAGGGAGACCUUGAGGAUGACUUUGACCCUGCUCAGCACGACCAGCUCAUGCAGAAAUGCUUUGGUGAUGAGUACUAUGGCACUGCAGAGGAGGAGAAGCCACAAUUUGAGGAGGAGGAAGGGAUUGAAGAUGACUGGAACUGGGACACAUGGGAUGGACCAGAGCAAGAUGGAACAUGGAGUCAGCAGGAGCCUCACUGUGAGGACCCCGACUUCAAUAUGGACGCUGACUACGACCUCAGCCAGCAGAAGCAUGAGGCGCCCUUGAUGGGCAAGAAGAAGCGCAAGUCCCCCUUCGCUGCGGUAGUGGGGCAGGAAAAGCCUAUGUUCGACCCUGGGGACAAGACGUUUGAGGAGUACCUGAAUGACUAUUACCGGCUGGACUACGAGGACAUCAUCGAUGACCUGCCCUGUCGCUUCAAGUACCGCAACGUGGUGCCCUGUGACUUUGGGCUCAGCACUGAAGAGAUCCUUGCUGCCAAUGACAAAGAGCUGAACCGGUGGUGCUCUCUGAAGAAGACCUGCAUGUACAGGUCAGAGCAGGAGGAGCUGCAGGACAAGAGAACUUACAGACGGAAGGCUCAGAACUCCUGGAAAAAGCAGCAGAUCUUCAAGUCUCUCUGUUCAGAGACAGAGAUACCCACAGAAGCCACAAGGAAGCCACAGAGAAACAAAGCUGUCCCUCAGGAGCAGCUACCAGUGCCUGAUGUGUCAUAUGGGAAGCAGCCCCAGCCCAAGAGCCCCCCAGCACAGGAAGAGGACGCCCCUGUGUCACUCACCCAGGAGCCAGCCCCCAAGAAACAGAAGAGGGGCAAGAGGGCAAGGCUGCUGGGCUCUACAGUGACACUUGGUGGGCAUGAGUUCAGCUGCCAGAGACUGCAGGCAUUUGGGCUCAACCCCAAACGACUGCACUUUCGACAGCUGGGCCGGCAGCGGAGGAAGCAGUAG